GAGGGAUGGUAAGUGAGGAGGAUCAAUCUUAGUCGGUCGCAGUCGUCUAGCGCACGAGGCGGGUCCGGAGGCGGCCCUUCUCCGUAGCAACGGGAAUGUUGAAGCGGUUGCUAAGGGGGAUGAAGGCGAUGCUAGGUGUAGGCCGCGCAUGGCGGAGGCGGCAGCUUUGCGAGUGCGAGGCCGCGGAGCCUCCCUCAGAGAGGACCCAAAGGAGCUCCUUAGCAACACCCAAAGAACCAACAAGACCCACAACAUCGACUUUCCAAACCUAAGAAGGCACCCAGCUCUUCACAGGGAUGAGCAGAGAAAGCCAUCCCUGGUUGGGGAAGAAAAUGGUGAUUACUCAUCUCAUUCUAUGCCAGGGGUCUACAGCAUUGAAGACUUGGAGGAAAGCUUACAAAAACUGAAGGUUCAGGUGGACAGCUUGGCCUCCAGUUUAACUUUCCAUCCAGAUCGAGAUUACACUUCUGCUCUGGAACAUGUGGCCGACCCAACUCCUUUAAGUUCCAAAUGGCACCGACCAGGCUUACCCACUGAGCACCCAUCAGGGUCACCCACUGAGAUGGAAUGGUUACUGAAACCAAAGCAUCUUGUGAGACCAUUAGGGGAGAACCUGGACACGGGCACUCCAACCUUAAGCACAUCCCCAGUGAGCCAAACUUCAGGAUUACCUGGCAGUGCGAUUGUGAGUCAGAAUUCUCCCCCCUCAGGAGAUCCUGCUUUCCCAUUGAAACUUGGGGCCCCUCAUGUGAUUGGUGUCAAGUCUUUGCUGCCCCCCAAGAUUCCAGUCCGAGCUUGCUUGCCAGAAAGGGCCUCUUUCACAUUCCACAGAGGCCGUUCACUGACUCUUAAUCAUUCUGGGGUUACCCGCUCCUGCUCCUUCUCUCCAGAUGCCAAACGUCCGCGCUGGCUCAGAUCCCGGUCUCAGUCUCCAAGACCUAUCUGGAGACCCAGCUCAGCCAAGGCAAAUGCCUGUGCCCAGCCUCCGCCUCAGCUGGGGAAGCCCAGGGGAGUCAAAAAGAAAGGUGUAUCAAGUAGGCAAUCGCGGUUGAGGAUCUUCAGGCCAGGAACAUUAGCGUCAAGAUCCUGGACUUCCACGAAAGCAAUUGGGAAGGGGAGCCCAAGGGAAUCUUGGAGUCCUUACAGUUUGGCUUCCCCUGACAUCUCCUCACCCACAGCACAGGAGAUGAAUGAACGAUUCCUGCAGACGCUUUCUGAAAGCACCAUGGGGAGAGACCUGAUUGAAAUGUCUCCAUACCAGAAAGAGCUGGCUCAUCUCCAGCUCGAGCGCCUGCGUGUGGAAGAGGCCUGGUUACUGGAAUUAAAGAGGCAGCAGGAAUUGGAACAGACCCGUGGCCCCAAACCCAAAUGGGAGGCAUUAGCAAGAGCUUCUAAAGAGUUCCAGCAACAACAGAAGCCCACUCCCACCUCCAAGACCUACUGGUAAAGAUCUGAAGGAGAGAUUGAGAAUCUGUACAAGAAGAGGAGAUGGAAGAAAGGCAGGUCAGGAUGAACAGGGCGUUCCUCUGGGUCCAGUGAAUGAUAGUGGCUUGUUCGGGGGAUGGCGGUGUGAUUUUGAGUGUCCAGUCCCAGCCACUUCUGUGCCUUGCUCUUGUUCUUGAUCACUCGGAGCCGAUUUAUGCUUUGAGAAGGGCCACAGGCCUUUUAGAUUGUACCACAGUGGAAUGAAAAAAAAAUUGAGCAAAGUUUCCCUGCUGGAGAAAAAGGUGACCUGAUGUCCUGGUGUAUUGGGGGGACUACAUAAAACUCUGACAUCUGUGCCAGAGAUGGUGUGGGCUAUUCUUUUCCGGCUCGAUGGCUUUAUGUGUGCAAAUUUGAUUAUUCGUGUGUGACAUGGUUUGAUUGUUAUUGCCUGCUGUCUCAAACUAAUUCAGCAAAGGACACCUCACUUUGGAUUUUCCGUCAUGUGUUUCAAAAAUGUGAUUAGGAGGGCACCGUGAAUAAAAGAACCUUGAUUGCUGAUCAAGAAAAUGUUCUUUGACUCAAAAAAAAAAAGAUAAAUACUACAGUAGAAGUAGAGAGAGCUGAGCAUGUGCAUUAACGUUUUUCCAUCUUUAAUAGAAUGUUUCUAUACUUGGUUGUUGCCGGAUUUCACUCUAGUGGCCUGACUUCUUCAUUUCUAAUAUUUUUUAAGGAUCAUUUAAUUCUUAGACUUUCAGAGAGAAGACAUCUAAGCUAGCCAUAUUGCUGACAUGCCAGAAGAGUUCUAGGUAUAGGUAUUUCUUUAUCAGUGUUGAAGCACUCAUUUUUAUGGCUGGCCCACAAGCAUUUUGGUGUAGUCCUUGAUGGGUGACUGCAGAAACCUUCUGACAUAGAAUGAUUCUGGCCUGAGGACCAAAACAAUCUCCCUACUAGCCAAAAUUAUUCUAUGAUUAAUUGUCUUCAUUGAUCAAUCGUGCUUGCGCCCUGAAUUUGUGAGUGAAAUGGAAGAUGUGAAAAAAUAAAGGCAGCCUGCAUUAAUAGAGAAGUUCCCCUUGUGCCUAGCUAUUCGAACCAGCUUUCCCAAACUUUUUUGCACAAUUACGAAAUCCUCUAUCCAGUUACCUAGAGGUAAUCCCACCUAACUCGAUAGGACAGCAGCUGUGAAUACAAACUGAAGAUUCUUGGCCAUUCCAGAAAGCUUGCAUUUUCUCCAGCUUCAUA
Molecule: messenger RNA, 2664 nt
Organism: Python bivittatus (Burmese python)
Lineage: Eukaryota; Metazoa; Chordata; Lepidosauria; Squamata; Pythonidae
Source: RefSeq, a predicted model, not a curated record